GCCUUGGAGGACGCCGGCCUUCAGCUUGAAGACAUCGGUGUCUUUGAGCUCCAUGAAGCCUUUGCCGCGCAAAUUCUCGCCGUCGUGCGUUUGUUGGAGAGCGACCGGCUUUCACGGGAGAUCUUGGGCCGUGAUCGAGCCCUCGGAGCCAUUCCCAUGAAUCGGCUCAACCGCUGGGGAGGCUCCUUGGCGAUCGGCAACCCCUUCGCCCCCAACGGCGCUCGCUUGCUGACCACCGCUGCCCAUCGCCUGGUGAAAGAAGAUCAGGAAUUCGCCCUGGUGGCCACCUGCGCUGGCGGGGCCUUAGGACAUGGGUUGGUGCUGGAGCGGGUGUGA
Messenger RNA from Exaiptasia diaphana, 336 nucleotides. RefSeq lists its product as uncharacterized. The record is from RefSeq and is a predicted model, not a curated record. The transcript has a single exon. Gene Ontology annotation, biological process: fatty acid beta-oxidation. Lineage: Eukaryota; Metazoa; Cnidaria; Anthozoa; Actiniaria; Aiptasiidae. Gene Ontology annotation, molecular function: acetyl-CoA C-acetyltransferase activity. The annotation marks the transcript as partial.